AUGGCGGUACGUACGACACCGGAGCAAUUAAGCACGCUACAGUACGCGCCCGACCGCAUCCGCAAUAUCUGUAUCCUUGCUCAUGUAGAUCAUGGCAAGACAACGCUCAGUGACAGUCUUGUUUCUGCCAACGGUAUUAUCUCGGAACGACUCGUUGGCAAGAUGCGAUAUUUGGAUAAUACAGAAGAAGAACAGAUUCGUGGCAUAACGAUGAAAUCCAGUUGUAUCUCUUUGAUCUAUGAACCAGAGCCCGUGGCGGAGAAAAAGCCUGACGCACCAUAUCUUAUUAAUCUCGUGGAUUCUCCAGGUCACGUGGACUUUUCAUUUGAUGUUUCAACUGCAGUAAGACUCUGUGACGGAGCAUUAGUACUAAUUGAUGUAGUAGAAGGAGUUUGUGCGCAGACACACGCUGUCAUUCGUCAAGCUUGGAAAGAAGGGAUUCGACCAUGUCUUGUACUUAAUAAGAUGGAUCGGCUUAUUUUUGAACUACAAUUCUCGCCGAGGGAGGCGUAUCAGAGACUUAAUCGCAUUUUAGAACAGGUUAAUGCUAUACUUAGUUCUAUGAUUAGAAUGGAUGUAAUGGAGAAAUACGACCAGGAAGAUACUAAAGAUGAAAAAGCGAUGAAACCUAUUACGUUGGAUGACGAAGCUAUUACAAAAGAGACGGAGCAAAGAGAAAAUGAAAUGCUAUUUUUACCCUCAAACGGUAAUGUGAUUUUUGCUAGCGCUACUGAUGGUUGGGCCUUUGGGAUUGGGUACUUUGCUACUUUGUAUGCAAAGAAACUAGAAUUGCCAAUCCGUGUACUACGUCAAGCGCUAUGGGGAGAUUUUUACUACAAUGGCAAGACCAAGAAGAUUGUGACCAAGCCGCCAACUUCUAACAGCGAGACAAUGUUUUGCUCGUUUAUUCUCGACUUGAUUUGGUCUACGUACACAGCAAUGAUGAAGCCCGUCCUGUUGGAUGAAGACCUGGAUGCGCUUCGCAAACUCACGCGACAGCGCCGGGUUGCGAAGGUGGUUACGGAUCGCGAUCUCAAGCAGACGGAUCGCAAACUUGCUAUACGAGCGGUUAUGCGGAAAUGGCUGCCGGUGUCUACGACAGUAAUGAAGAUGGUCACUCGUGUUCUGCCAAGUCCGGUGGCUGCACAAGUAAAGCGAGCCGAAAAGCUGUGCUCUUUCUCUGAACGCCUCAAUAAAUUAUCGAAACACGCACAGGUCUUUUGUGCAGUGAAAUCGUGCCAAAUCUCGGAAGACGCUCCACUGGUCAUUUACAUUUGCAAGAUGAUUUCAGUGGAGGCGAAUGUGCUUUCAGAUUACCACCAAUCUGGACUUGCUGCCACUGAUGAAGUUUAUGUUGGCGUCGGUCGUAUCUAUUCUGGUGUUCUUCGACAAGGCCAGCCCAUCUAUGUGAUGGGUCCAAAGUUCCAAGGCAUUUCUGGGGUUGCUGACGUUAAUGUAGUAGAUUGGGGUAGUGUGAAACACGUAGCACGAAUCGAUAGCGGGUUGAUCAAGCCCUACAUGAUGAUGGGUCGAGAUCUGCACAAACUGGACCGUGUACCGGCCGGAAAUAUUGUGGGUAUUGUUGGGCUGCAGGAGCUUGUACUAAAGACGGCUACGCUAUCUUCGACACUGGCUUGCCCUUCUUUAACGAGAAUGCCAUAUCAAGCGAAACCGAUUGUACGUGUGGCUGUAGAGCCAGAGGACCCACGUAAUUUUGGAGCUUUAGAAGCCGGUCUGCAGCGUCUGUAUCGAUCUGAUCCUACUGUCGAAGUUCACGUUCAAGAAACUGGAGAACACGUGAUUGUGGCACUGGGAGAACUCCACCUAGAACGGUGCAUCAAGGAUUUAAAGGAACGCUUUGCCAAGGUUGCAGUUCAUGUCUCGGAGCCAUUGGUUGGCUUCCGAGAAAGCAUUGUAGAUGGAACAGUCUCUUCGCUCCAGGAGAACAUCGUGUUUAAGGAACUUUUCAACCCUGACGUGGCUAAUGUUGGGACGUUUGGGAAGCAUGAAACAAACGCCGCCAGUGAAGCUACAGAUUCCAAAGUUGCACUGGGAACGACCCCGGACGGUACUUUGACGCUGAAGUUGCAGGUGCUUCCAUUGCCUCUUGCAACAGCGAAGCUUUUGGAAGUAAGGGCGCCACUUCUAAAGCGCAUUGCACUUAGCAAGAAGACAGCUGAUGAAGUAGGAGGUAAGGUGAGAUCUGGAGAAAUCGAGGCUACUGCGGAGGAUGUUCUCGCUUUCAAGAAUGAAGUGGAAGUAUCACUUCGAUCGAGUAAAAGUGCUUUUCUGAAAGAGCUUCAUCUGGACCGAAUUUGGAGCUGUGGCCCGCGCCGAGUUGGGUCGAACGUGUUGAUUAACAACAUCCCGGGCUACCAAACAUCUAACGGCUUCUUCUCAUCUAAUGCCGUCGCUCAUGUUCGGAAUUCUGAGAAGGCAGAACAAAUCAAGAAGAUAGAGAACAGCAUUGUGACGGGUUUUCAAAUGGCUGCAUCAGCUGGACCCCUUUGCGAUGAGCCUGUUUGGGGAGUAGCUUUUAUCAUUGACGAUGUCAUUUUUCACAACAAGAAAAAUGACGGGAAAAAAGUCGGAGGAUGA
Messenger RNA from Peronospora belbahrii, 2598 nucleotides. NCBI's taxonomy places the organism in Eukaryota, Oomycota, Peronosporomycetes, Peronosporales, Peronosporaceae. The record is from the annotation of a GenBank genome assembly.